GCAAUCCUAAAAGCAGACUGAAAGGUGACAAAGAAGCUGAAGAUGGGUGGUGGAAAGAGGUAUAACAUUCCAGCUCCCCAAUCUAGAAAUGUUAGUAAGAACCAGCAACAGCACAAUAGACAGAAGAUCAAGGAUCAGAAUUCCCAGAUGAAGAUUGUUCAUAAGAAAAAAGAAAGAGGACAUGGGUACAAUCCAUCGGCAGCUGCAUGGCAGGCCAUGCAGAAUGCGGGAAAGAACAAGAGCCUUACUAACAACCCGGAUUGGAAUGCUAGCUUAUCGAAUCCAAGCUUGCUUUUUAAGCCUCAAACUAACCAAAACUAUGCCGGAGCCAAAUUUAGUGACCCACCAUCACCAAGUGUUCUCACAAACCACUGGGUUCCUAUUUCAUCGAGCCCUUCAGAUAAGGAAACAAUGACAUUUCAACUUAAACCCCUACUUAAAGUACAGGUUUAAAAUCUUAAGUACUAUUUUUAAAUUUUGUGAUGUUCACACAGCCAUCAGUUGGUUUGAGUUUAGGGAAGUUUUAUAUAAAACUACUAAUUUACAACUAUAAGCA
Messenger RNA from Phodopus roborovskii (desert hamster), 556 nucleotides. It is a transcript of the gene Pnrc2, whose product is annotated as proline rich nuclear receptor coactivator 2. Gene Ontology annotation, cellular component: P-body; nucleus. The record is from RefSeq and is a predicted model, not a curated record. Gene Ontology annotation, biological process: nuclear-transcribed mRNA catabolic process, nonsense-mediated decay. NCBI's taxonomy places the organism in Eukaryota, Metazoa, Chordata, Mammalia, Rodentia, Cricetidae.